Amoebophrya sp. A25 is the source of this 5545-nucleotide messenger RNA. NCBI's taxonomy places the organism in Eukaryota, Dinophyceae, Syndiniales, Amoebophryaceae. The record is from the annotation of a GenBank genome assembly.
AUUCGCGUUCAGAAGCUGUGGGAGAAAGUAUGGAAGGCAAGCGAAAUCGCAGACCGCGAGAGACAGAAGGUCGCUGAGAAUAAGGACCGCGCUGCCCGACUUGAAGAAUUGCUCACAACUGCUGAGAGAUUCGGUAACGCUGUCUUCGAAUCAAAGGAGAUGCAAAACCUGCCGACUACAACUCCCUCCAACAAGGGGAUUGGAAGUGGAAAUGAUCUUGCGCAGCAUAGUACCAAGAACCAUCAAGAUCAAUUGACGAUGAUUCCGACUUUACUCUUGCGUGGUCAUCUACGGCCUUACCAACACGUGGGCAUGCAUUGGUUGGCAAGAUUGUAUGUUACGGCCUGGACGACGGUUGGCACCUACACCAUUACUUAAAUUUUUUUCACUUAUAAGUCAGAAUGCUGAAGUUACUGUUGGCAUCGAAUUAUACGACACUUAUUAUAAGUCAAAAUGCUGAAGUUACUGCUGGCAUCGAAUUAUACGACACUUAUUAUAAGUCAAAAUGCCGAAGGUACUCCUGUUGGCAUCGAAUUAAUAUACGGUAAAAAAGAUUGCGAAUAAUUUUGAAAAAAUGCACACUCACACUCACUGCUCUCACACAUGACUAAAAAAAUAAGUUUCAUCCAGUAUACAGUGAUGAGUUCGACCUCUAACGCCCACAGUGGAGUAAACGGUAUCCUGGCAGACGAAAUGGGGCUUGGGAAGACGGUCCAGACAAUCGCAGUAUUUUGCCACUUAGCCGCAGAACGCGGGAUCUGGGGCCCACACCUGGUCGUUGUUCCAACAGCAGUGUUGCACAAUUGGGAAGCAGAAUUACGCCGUUGGGCACCGGGAUUGAAGACUUUGGUUUACUUACGGCCACUUACUUAUAGUAUACUAGAACAGUUUAUAAGGUUUCCCAUCAACAUCGCUGGGCUGGGCACGCUGGAGCAACGUAAUAGUGUUGAACCUUUAAGUGUUGUUAAAAUACAUAGCAUGAUCAUGAUGAAGGAGCUCCCCAUGUUCAUUGCUAGAAAUGAGAAAAAUAACUCGGUACUAAAAUAGAGCCACAGGAACUUCUUCAACGUGGUCAUAUGGCUGAUGUACUACAAAUUUUUAAUGUAGUGCUCUAAUCCACUCCGGCUCCCCAGAUGAGCGACGUCGCUUGCGUGACCGAUGGACUACGGAGGAUGCUUUCCAUGUCUGCGUCGUCAGCUACAACGUCGUCUGCCUAGACAUCGCGCAUUUUCGGAGAUUGCAGUGGGAAUUCCUCGUCUUAGAUGAGGCGCAUGUCAUCCGCAAUUACAAGAGUCAAAAGUGGACUUUAUUGUUGCCUCUGGUCGCGCAAGCCCGUCUGCUGCUCACUGGCACGCCUUUGCAGAACGACCUGUUGGAAUUGUGGGCCUUUCUGCACUUUCUGAUGCCUCACGUUUUUGUCAGUAUCUCCGAUUUCCGCGAAUGGUUCAACGACCCACUUGUAAAUUACGUCGAAUCGGCCGCGAAGCGUGAAGAAGCGGAGUCGGGUGAAAGAUUGGACGUCGGCUCUUUUUUAACCAGGACCAAAGGCAAGGUGGGGGCGGAAUCGAAUCCUUUGGUUGCUCGGUUGCACAGAGUUCUACGUCCUUUUAUCCUGAGAAGACUGAAGAAAGACGUAGAAAAGGAGCUACCGCGAAAGUUGGAGCACGUAGUUCCUUGUCCUCUCUCGCGCCGCCAGCAAUUCUUGUAUGACGAGUUUAUGAGUCGCAGAACAGUCCAACAAAAAUUGAUGCAAGAAAAGAAGGGCAGUACUGGAGCAGGGGCUUCUACGUCAACAGGAGGAGCUAGCACCUCUGGAUCAGGACCAGGAGGCAAGCGCGACUAUCUGGGCCGUAUGCACAUCUUAAUGCAGCUCCGCAAAGUUUGCAAUCAUCCGGACCUGUUCGAAGCACGCAAGCCCAAACUUCCUUUCGCCAUGCGUGAGGUCAUCAGGAUGGUGGUUCCAAAGUGCCUAGCGAUGGGGUUUACAACACAAGAAGACGCCUAUAUGAGUGCUCAGUCUGAGUCGUGGGCACGCGGUUCCGAAGAAUUUGGCUGUGCUCUUUUUUCAACUACCUCAUCGAGAUGGACGGAUAUGGAGAGGAGCUAUGAGGGUAGGAAUACAUCAGAUACUAGGGAUUUAUUGGAGUUGGAGUACAAGUGUAACAAGGUAAUAUCUGCGUCAGCAUCUGCAGCAGAAGCAAUACAAGAGGAGGACUCUAGAAGUACUACAAGUAGUACAAAAAUCCCGGAAACCUUUCGUUGGCGUCAGAAACAUUCGUCCUUCCUGGAUAUAGGACGUCUUUGCAGUGAAGAUCUGAGAGAGCAAGCCCGUUGUCAGCUCUACAGACACGCUCCGGUUGUCGUCUGUGGUCGUGGAGGUGCCCUACUUCGUGGACGCAAAGGAGAAGAACUUGGUGGCGACUCCCACCAAAACCUUCAAGAUCAUGGGUCAGGUUGCUAUCUCAUCCCACCAUCUCUGCUGCGUUUCACUCAAUCUGCACCAAACUUGAGACCAGCGUGUGUGAUAGAUGGAGGAGCCAGACACCACUCGCGCUGUCCUGCUCCUUUACAGCGGUUAGCGACUCUAUCGUCGCUGUGGCUUACCUCGCCACCCCCAUCCUUGAGGUCUUCAUCACUACAGGAUCACUCUACUUCGUCCUCGACAAGAAGUUGUACAAAUAUUAGACAAGACCAAGGACAAAUGGUCCGCUUCGUCUACAAAGACCUCCAGCUCGCGCAAGCGGAACCAGUGAAAAACCAGGACAAUGAUAUAGUCGACAUCAGCGACCCUGAUUCCCAGAAGCUCUUUCAAACGCUGGCGAGGCGUAAUCGUGCUACAGACUGUUGCUUUGGGACUGAUACGAGGAAGAGGAUUGCGUUUAUUAUGGCUACAGUAGAAAAUGGAGCCGGAAAGUCCAUCAUAAAUUCAUUCUUACUGUUACUUCUUUACUUGUUGAACUAAAUAAACGUUCAAGUUCUGAUGUUAAUGCGUAUCGUCCUGCAUGAAAAAACACUCUCGCUUCACCUUCUAAGUCAUACGAAGACACGAUUGCAGCGGUGCUGAUUCGCAGAGGGUUUGGAUUUUACAAUGUGCCCAAGCUUUGGAAAGGCCAAGUCAUUAUGCCAACCACUAGACGGCGAAGCUCAACGUCAGCGAAGAUUGGACCUAGGUCUAUGAUAAGUAAUGGUACAUCAAAUGCAGGUGGUGCAAGUAGACCAAGUGUUGGGAAAAAUGUAGGCAGUGUUCGAGAUCAUGGCACAGGAAACCCCAGAGGGUUUCUUGUCAACAACAGUCGCAAGCAGAGGGUUUCUUGUCAACAAGCACCAUCUACUCAACGAUCGUCUACUUCAGGAGCUGAGAUCAACAUGGAGAAGCCAGAGGCAGUCGUGAACAAACGUCCACGUACGAAGAAGGCAGCAGGGCCACCACGGAUACUUCAUGGACCGAAGGCAGCGAAUGCGGCUGUGUUUGCUUCAGUAUUUGAGGUCGUGAAAAAAACUAAAGCUGUCGAGGACGUCGACGGAACGAGUGGUGCUGUUCGUAAAAGGCCCAGUGUAGGAGUGCCUGGCGAAAAAGAGUCGAACGGUGGGCGCUCUGGACCUCCUCCACCGCCAGCAACUUCUAGUACGAAGACCACGAAUGGGCAUGUCUUAGUACCGGUUGCGUCGACAACCACGACGUCGGGAGGCGCAGGUAGGAGCACGACUAUACCUAAGGCCAACCCCAAUCGUAAUGCAGUAGAUGAUGUUGAUGAAGUAGAAGUCCUCGAAGGAUCACGACCACGCACGCGCACUACAGAUGGUCCUUCCCGAACCACGAAGACACCAAAGAUUUGCGGACAGCCAGCCACUUUAACUGCAUGGCAUCGCAUGACCAAUCAUGAUAGGAUGCCGAGCAGCCUCCCACCUUCCUACCUAGACCGACGUGACGCUUUUUUCUGCAAUGUAGUGCCAGCUUGUUUAGAAACCCUACUAACAAGUUGCUACGUCCCUAAGGUAAUCGUCCCUUCAGCACGCUUUGAGAGCUUGCCUGGAGGAUGUUCGAGUACUGGUAGUUUCUCCACUGGCGCCGACCCACUCGUCAUCACCGCAUCAGACGAAGACAUGGCCGCAAAUGAGUCGUCCACCAUCGUGCAAAGCAAAGGCGGUUUCCGGAUCGCAAGAGACGCAGGGAACGCCUACGCAGGCUUAUACGUGAACGAUCGGAGAUUUCGUUCGCUAUUUUCUGAAAUGACAAGUCGUAGGUAUACUUUGACGAGCACGAACAACAGCUUCUCAAGUAGUGGUGGCAGUGGUAGUGGUGCGACCACUUCUGGCGGAGACCUGUCUGAUCAAGCAGAGAGUAUAGUAGCAGACCGUCUCCACCUAGCGAGAUUGAUGCAGCCACCGGAACGUGAACAGGUUCAACGGCUACACACCAUGUUCUGCGCGAAAAUGGCGGGUCCCCAAGAAUUGGUUCUGACGUGUGGAAGGAUAGUUAGGCAAUUUGAAUCCGGAUCGGGUUCUCGAUCUGAAAGAAGCUGCACGAGCAGCACCACAGGUAUGCUUAGCAAGGCGAGAAAGAAACUCCCUUACAGAGGGCUCCAGGUCGCAACGGUUCGUAUGCCACCUAACGCGAAAGAUGACGAAUCUGGAAGGCUGGCAGGGACUGUUGAGGCUCUGACGGAGAAACCCUCCGUGUCUAAAGCAAUUAGAGACAUGUCUCCCACGUCUCGUGCCAAGGCUGAGCAGGCCUUUAUCUUUACACUGGGUGGAGGAGGUCCUCGUGCUGGUCGAGGUUGGGUUGGGUCGUCAUCAUCUAGAGUUGAAAAACAGUCAAUGCUGAGCAACGCAGAAGGCACUGAUAGAGGCAGAAGAUCAGCAUUUGCUUUCCAUGUUGAUAAAACAGUCACGCAUGGGGAUGGGAGCAGUAAGACUACAUCACCAGAACUGAAAAGUUCCAUAACCUCAGUCCUUUCUCCUGGAUACCUCUGUCCCUUAUCCUUAACGCGAACCCCUGGCUUGCCAUCUACGAUGAGGAUGGCCGAUUCUAGGAGUUUGAUUCUAGACUGUGGCAAACUGCAGGUUCUGUCCAGACUAUUGCGACAGUGCGCCGAGAAGCGCUUCCGAGUGCUGCUUUUCACCCAAUUUUCCAAGAUGUUGGACUUGUUGGAGCAGUUCCUGAGCAGCGGCUGCAUGUCCUACUUGCGACUAGACGGCGCAACGGUAGGUUUGCAACGGCACAAGCUUGUGGACCGAUUCAACGAAGACGAGAACAUCUUCCUCAUGCUCGCAUCCACAAGGGCGGGGGGAGUCGGGAUAAACCUCACUGGCGCAAACGUGGUUAUCUUCUACGACAGUGAUUGGAAUCCUGCGGUGGAUCGACAGGCCAUGGAUCGCGUACAUAGAAUUGGGCAAACCAAAGACGUGCACGUCUUUCGUCUAUUGUCGAGUUACACUGUAGAGGAAAAUAUUUGGAGGAAACAGGUGGUGAAGCGGAAGCUGGACGAUAUGGUGAUUGACGAAGGAGAGUUCCAGCACCUUGCGAAACGUAGACGGCGGGGAG